Molecule: messenger RNA, 6299 nt
Organism: Petromyzon marinus (sea lamprey)
Lineage: Eukaryota; Metazoa; Chordata; Hyperoartia; Petromyzontiformes; Petromyzontidae
Gene: OLFML2A
Product: olfactomedin like 2A
Biological process (GO): signal transduction
Source: RefSeq, a predicted model, not a curated record
UUGCCAAGGCUGCGUGGAGUGUAGGGGCAGUGCCAGUGGGCAGUGGAGCUGAACGCUGGGGGGGAGAGAGGGAGGGAGGGGAACGCAGCAGACGGGAUCAGAGGCUCUGCGUCUGUGGACGGUGUUGUCUUUCUCUCCCCGUUCUGCACCACGCUGAGAUAGACUCGACUUGGUGUGACACACACAGCACACUACAAAAGUUACACCGGCACACACUGAGAUAAACUACACACACACACUACAACAUGCUAUAUACACACGUACACCGAAAUAGACGAGACAAAUAGUGGCACGCACUACAACAGGCUACACACACAGCAUCAUACACACACACACACUACUACAGGCUACGUGUACACACACACUGGCAGACUCAUCACACGUCCACAUAUACAGGACAUUGCAGACCCCUUGCCUACACACAAAGGCGCAUACACCAGCACUGCGAAAGUAUACUGAGACGUACACAACGGCGCACACGAACAUUGGGAAUAGACUCCACCAUACGCAAUCGCUCACACGAACUCUCGAUUGGGCCACACAGGCAAUUAACAUACAGGCCGCCAAGCCAUUGCGCCUCGGGUACAUACACACACACGUGCACUUAGACAUGGCAAAUGAUUACAAGCACACAUGAAGAAUAUGCGCAUGUAUCAUAACAGUCUCUACUGCACCCGUAACAUAUGUCGCGUAACAUUGCAGUAGGUUGCUGAUAUAUAUACCGGAUAGGUACACUGCCUAUGCAAUCGAAGGCACACAGGUCUCAUUGCACAUACAUGGGCUGUGCAUAGGUAACACACAACAGUGUACAAUAAAGGCAAUACAUACAUGACACACACUCCCAUACCUAGCUGAUAUUAAAUAUACAAAUGUUUACGUUUUCACACGUACAAAGGAAAUAUUGACAGGCACACACAAUUGACAGCAGGUCACGUACAUGCAGCUACACGUGCAUUGUCACAGAUGCGUUGAACGCGCAUGCACACAGUUUGAGAUGCGUGCAUCACACACAGAGUUUCAUUACACGUAGUAUUGCACGCAUACACAAUAUUGUGUCAAGCGUAUAGUGUUAUACACGUACACAUAACGGACGUACGACGUUGCUUUACAUACCUUGACAAGCGUAGGGCGAACACACAGACACACAUCAUUCGGCAUCGUUACGCAUGGUCACGCUGAAACACGUAGCAGUCGCACACGCGUAUAAACGCUCUUUAAUCGGCUGAAAACAUCUCAACACAUAGAGGACCGCAAAGCUUGGGCAAAGUGUUGGUUCGCCGGAUCACCACCUGCCCGCCGCCUUCCAAGCCCGUCUGUGGCUCCUCGGCGAUUGCGAGACGCGAUCCGAACGAGCGUCGAUAUGCAAGACCGCGGAUGAUCAUCGCCGGCAUUCGCACGCUUGCCCAGAGAGCUGUGCACGCGACGCACACUCAGCGACGGUGCACGCGAGGCUCCGUCGCGCGCGGCGCACAGAGCCGGUGUGCACGGGAGCCCUGCUGGUCGGGACCUUCUCGGAAUAAGAUGCGACCACCCCCCAGCGCGCCGCUCGCUGCUCGUCGGGCCCCGCCGCUGCUGCUGAUGCCGCUGCUGCUGCCGCUGAUGCUGCUGGCGAUGUCGGCAGUGCCAGGCCGCGCCCAGCCCGCGGCGGAUGGGACGGCCCGGACCUCGACGGAGGAGCUGGACGCCGACUCCACGCCGCGACUGAUGUCGGAGCAGCCGAACCUCGUGCGCGCGCAGGCCGAGGGCGGCAACUGCCGCUGCAAGUGCGUGGUGCGCCCGCUGGGACACGGCGCCUGCGAACGCCUGCGCGCCGCCUCCGCCGCAGGCAGCGGUGGCCGCCCCGUCGACUCGUACGCCGUGGAGACGGUGACGGCGGGAGGCAGCGACUGCCGCUGCGCCUGCUCGGCGCCGCCCGCCUCGCUCAACCCCUGCGAGGCCGAGUGGAGGCUCGACCGCCUGAAGGCGCGCUCGCCCGACCUCGCCAAGCUCUCCUCCCUGUCGGAGAUCCUGGAGGGGGCUCUGUACAGCGUUGACCUGCUCAAGAUCCACUCGUUCGUGACUCGCCUCACGCAGCAGAUGACCAAGCUGGAGGAGGCCGUGAACGUGAACCUGACGAGGGAGAACGAGGUGAUCAAGGAGAGCAUCGGGCGCCUCAACGGGCAGAUGCACAAGUACGAGAACUACACGGACAUCAUCCUGGGCAUCAAGAAGGAGAUCUCGUCCAUCGGCCUGGCCCUGCUGCAGAAGGACUCGGCCAGCACCCAGGACGUCCGAGCGCAGGACGCGGCGGGCCCGGCUAAGGCGGCCGAAGCCUCCAAGCCGGCGCACGGCAAGGCGGCGGCGGCGGCGGCCGCCUCCAAGAAGCAGGAGGCCGCGGCGAAGGUGGCGCGGGAGAAGGAGAUGCGGGGGAAGGAGACGCGGGGCAAGGAGGCGACGGGGAAGACGGGGGUGCAGACCCGGGCGGCACCACCCCGACCCCGUGCUGCCUCCGUGCCAGCCGGGAGAGCGGCCGUGCUGCGGGAGGUGAAGUACUACCGCACGGAGCGAGGGGACGAGCGGCACAGCGACGCACGCCACCGCAACACUGUGCUUGCCGGAGCAGAGGGGCAACCGAGCCACCACCACCACCACUACGUGGGAGGCUCUGCCGGGAGAGACGAAGCGGUGGCCGACAGUGCCGGACCAACCACCACCGCUGCCACCACCACCACAACCACCAGGGCCACCACCACCACCACCACUACGCAGAGCACGACAACCACGACCCGGCCCACCACAACCACCGAGCCUCCGCCUGAACCGACCGCAGAAGCGCCGUCCUCCACGUGCUACGGCACGCUGUCCACCGUGGCGGCGCCCGUGCAGCACAACAGCUACGGGCGCAGCGAGGGCGCCUGGAUGAAGGACCCGCUGGCGAGCGACGGGCGCAUCUUCGUCACCAACUACUACUACGGGAACAGCAUCGUGGAGUUCCGCGGCCUCGACAGCUUCAAGGAGGGCCGCUGGAGCAACAUCUACAAGCUGCCCUACAACUGGAUCGGCACGGGCCACGUGAUCUACAACGGCUCGCUCUUCUACAACCGCGCCUUCUCGCGCCACAUCAUCAAGUACGACCUGCGCGCACGCCUCCUCGCCUCGUGGGCCCUGCUGCCCGACGCCGUCUACGAGGAGACGACGCCCUGGCGCUGGCGCGGCCACUCGGACAUCGACUUCGCGGCCGACGAGACGGGGCUCUGGGUCAUCUACCCCUCGGUGGACGACGAGACGACGCGGGAGGACGUCAUCGUGCUGAGCCGCCUGAACGCGAGCGACCUGUCGACGCAGCGCGAGACCACGUGGCGCACGAGCCUGCGCCGGGGCCACUACGGCAACUGCUUCGUGGUGUGCGGCGUCCUCUACGCCGUCGACGAGUACAACCGUCGCAACGCCACGGUGUUCUACGCGUACGACACCCACACAAGUACGCAGGUGGCCAUCCGCAUCCCCUUCACCAACGAGUUCGGCUACACCACGCAGAUCGACUACAACCCCGGGGACAAAGUCAUCUACGCCUGGGACAACGGCCGCCAGGUCACCUACAACGUCACCUUCAUCUACUGAGCGUCGGGCGCUCGCUCGCUCGCUCGCGUGGCCUCGGCCCCGGCCUGCGUGGACGCGGGGAGGGGUGACGGAGCGCUUCUUUCGCGAGGCUCUGGCCAUGCGACGUUCGAUGGGAGCUCGAAAAGCCCAUCUUUGCCGCUACUGUUUCCCCAGCGAGAUCGAGGGUCCCGGCCAACGGAAUUUGACUCUCCCGCUCACUGUGGCGCACGACCGUGGCCACCGAGAACGGAACCAUGGGACGUGUCACGUAGACUCAAUGCCCGAUUCACAAAUACGAAGGAGGGAGGCGUCAUCACGGCAGUAAUUAGACCACUCCGCUACUCCUGACACGGCCAUCUAGCUCAACCACCUCAAUGCAAGAUCAUUAUUGUUCUUCUACACCAACAUCAUCCACAUGAAGGAGAAGUCACAGUGGCGGAGCCAGUUGCUCUGGGGAAGAUCCCUUGCAAUGGACCCCAAAGCUCAUUUGGGGCCUCCACUGACCCAGAUUCAAGCCCUGGGCUGCAUCGGUGCCCUUGCUGUCUCCCUGGCCACGCAGGGAGCGGUACACUGUGCUGCAGACAGCCUUGGACAUUGCUGAUGGGGUUUAGGUGAGUGGGGCAGAAUAGAUGUGGGGCCGAAAACAAUGUUGUGGCUUUAGGUGCCCAGUGGCCCCUUAGCCAGCGCUGUCUGUGAGGCCACUGCGGGACGUGUGGAAGUGUUCUGCCAAAGACACUCUGCAACCCAACUGCCAAUGCCAUCGUUUUACAGAUUGCGCACUGAGAUCCAGUGCGGGUUUUCUGCGUGACGCGCACGGGGUGCGAACCAACGGAAUUUCGUUUUUUUUGUUUAAUGAAAACAACAUGCUAAAAUGUAAAAUCUUGCAAGUUGCUCAAUUGGGAUUACACGGAGCAGCAGCAGCAGCAUCUCGCUCCCCUACUGCGGAAACUUGGGGGAGGACCCCGCCUGAGAAUGGGCCUUGAGACUCAGCGAGACUUUCCUGGGUAAUCAAGCAUAGUAGUAGUAAUUAUAAUCACUACGUGGCUGACCGGCUUGUGGAGCUGGUAGCCGUGACAGGGUGCCGAGUUGGUAACUGCCGAGAUCCUGUGUUCGGGCCCUGAGCCUGGGCGGGCUCUUCACUGAGGCUGAUGGCCAUGGUCAGGGAUCUGAGCCAUCGCCCCCCCCCCCCACCUUCAAGCGCCUGGGUUCGUCAGGAGUCCCACUCACCGUCGUGGGAAGGGAGCAGGGCAGCACAGUGGCAUCACGUGGCAGGGCGGCAGGUUAGGUGGCGCAGCGGGAGCAUGUGCGUUCUUCCCCUCUCUUGCAUGCUUCAGCUUCCUCCCACGGCUAACAGAACGAAAAAAAAACAUUCAACCUAACUGGCAUUAGCCAAACAUCCCAACGCUGCAAUAUUACCGACAAAUUACCUAGGUGAGAUUACGAAUAGCAACAUCGGAUUGCAGCUGCCCAGCCCUGUUAGUGCUGGCAUCAACCUUAGAGGCCUCUGUUCGGCAGUAGAUCGAGAAUAGCUGCUGUUGAUCCUGUGCUUUUGUUCAUCUUGUGUAAGCGAGUCGUGCUGUUUCGUGCAUCUUGCUCGUUCGGUUUUGGACCGUUCAGAACGAAGCGCAGCCGCGGAAUUGUGACCCAUCCUUUGUUGUUCCUUCGGUGGGCCACGUUCGGCGGAUCUCUCUCGUGGGCAAUGCGGAAAACCUGGACUGGACUCUUCAUGUGCCCUGGAAUUCAAAGUUGGUCCAUUAUGCGGUGACUUUCGUAAAGUUGUGCUUUUUAAAGGUUCCCACAUCUUUAGGGUUAUGGUUUCUCAAGGGGACAUCGGCUAUGUAUGCACGUAUUUUGAACUUUUUGUGCACCGCACGUAGCCAACCGUGCUAAUUGGAGGUGUGGGGCAAGGACAACAAACUAAACACAAAAAUCAGUUAUAAAGAAAUGCAUUUUAAACCUAGAUUUAAAAGUGCAUGGCUCCAGUGGCUUCCUAAUAUCGGAAGGAAGAGCGUCCCAGACGGCCGCGCGACGCGGCCAACCGUCUUUCUUCGAUGGUCAGCCCAAAGCCGGAGCUCUGUUCGAUACGCACUGCUCUCGCUGGACUACUACAGAUCAUUCAGGGACGACAGCCAGGGCCGUCCAGAGGCGGCGGAGGUGGGUAGGGGAAGCAAAAUCGGCGAUUUGACCCGGGUCACGCGCAACAAGAGGUGCCCCACCAACAUGCCCGUUUGUUUUGUCACUGACGAAAUAAAGAUAGCCCCCCACGUGGCCUCCGGGAAUCUCUGGGCGGCCCUGGGGCACAGGCUAGGUGCUGUCAUUGAUGUUUCAUUUGUUUAAUUAUUCACGACUCUCGUUCGCCUGUUUCACAUCUCUGCUGUGCGGAAAUUUUUUGCUCGGACCCACAUUUGAGAGACGUUUCUCCAAGUGUCGAGUCUCUGCACGUAGCUAUUUUAUUGUGGUUUUUUUUUACAUGCCGAGUGAAAACGUCGAAAAGGAAGCCUCGUGUGGAUUGUGCAAGUGUUGCGUACGUGAGUUUUAAAUGCAUUUACUGUGUUCCACACGUGGCUGGGAGGCACAGUUUGUAAUCGAUCAAACUCGAUCCAGUGCAUUGGCGACACAUGCAUAACAUCGUGUAAGUGAAAAUGUUUGUUGUUGUUGUAAGGGUUAUGCAAAUCGUCAGUAACUUAUAUUGCAAAUGUAACCGGCUAAUGGAACACAAA